AUGAAGUCGUCGUUUUUAAUAGGAUUCUUCUUGUAUUGUAUGGUACACUCGUCUCCAACGCCGUCAUUUCUAUCGGGAAGUGCACAAGUUAGCGUGGAAGCAAGAAUCAAUGUUGUCAAAGCCAUUGUCGAGGCAAUUCAGUCACUAAAUUCAUCAUUUGCUGAUACUGUUUUAAAUGCCAUAUCCGAAGCGAUGGCGAUUAGAGCAGAGGCAUCUGCUAAUGCAGCACAAUUAUUUGCCGAGCUAUUUACAAAUGAUUCAAACACUGUAGCAGCUGCCAUUUCUGAAGCUCUGGCCACUCGGGCGACUGCCGCUAGUAAUGCUGCUAAUGCGAUUGUUAGUCGUAUCCAAAGUGCUAACGAAGCUAUAUCUCAGAAACUAGCUGAACGAGCUGCAAUCGCUAGCGAAGCAGCCAAUGUAAUCGCUCAAUCCUUCGGUAGUUUGACACCAACAAGCGGAGGUGGUGGUAUUCUAGACAGUCUUCCAGAAGCUGCUAGAAACGCUGCUAAUUUAAUAGCAGAAGCCAUUUCCGACCGCAUUGAAGCACGCAAUAGUGCAAUAGCUGCCAUCGCCGAGGCUUUGGCUAACCAAGCAUCUAAUCCUGGAACAGGUGGUGACGCAUUUUCCGCACUCGCUAGUGCAGCCGAAAAUGUUCAAAUUGCAAUAGCAGAAGUGUUAGCCCAACGGGCAGAAGCAGCUACAGCAGCAGCCUCUGCAAUAUCCGAAGCUUUCUCUCAAAAUGCACAAAAUAUCGCAACCAUAAUUUCAAGUAUUUUGGCUCGGCGAGCUGAGGCUGUGAGUUCAGUAAUCAAUGCUAUCGUACAGGGUAUUUCUAGUAGUAACAGUGGUUUGUCUGCGUCCGUUGCUGAAGCAUUUGCAGCUAGAGCACAACAAGCAAGUAGUAUAGCAACGUCUAUUGCCGAAACAUAUGCUUCAGCAAAUACUGCAAUUACAUCAGCCAUAGCUAGUCGAUCACAGGCUGCAGCAGAUGCAAUCGCUUCAGCAAUAGCUAACCGUAUCGAAACGAAAAGUAAUGUAGAAAGCGCCAUUGCCGAAGCUUUGUCUGGACAAGGUUCCUCUUCUGCAUUCACUUCAGCCCUGGCAAAUGCGGCACAGAAUGCAAAUAAUGCGAUAACUUCAGCUCUUGCAACUCGGGCUGAAGCUGCCAGUAACAUCGUUGAUUCAAUUUUAGCAGCUUUGGCAAACAACCAACAAAGUUCAACAAUCAUUCAAACAUUAUCAACUAUAGCCGAGAAUAUUGCUAGGGCUAGACAAGAUGUUAUAACAGCCAUUGCACAAUCAAUAUCAUCUACACAAACACAAGCCAAUGCAGCUGCGACUAACUUCGCAAGUGUUCUAGCAGCCGUGGUUGCACAAAGAGUUGAAGCGAGAGCAAAUGUAGCCGCAGCGAUCUCAGCAUCAUUAUCUUCGUCAUCUGGUUCAUUUUUUGAAGCUUUAUCUGCAGCCGCACAAAACGCAAACAAUGUUAUCUCUGAUGCGUUGGCUCGACGGGCUCAGGCAGCGUCAAAUUUAGCUACUGCAAUUUCAGUUGCAGCCGCUGAUCGUCGUGAAGCAUUAAGUAACAUUGCCACCAGCAUCAACAACUCUCUUCAAAGUGGAUCUCAGAGCAGUGCCAUAGCCGACUUUUUUGCGGCUCAAUCACAAGCUGUAUCGAGUGCCCAAAAUGCAAUAUCAGAAUCCAUAGCUCGACGCAUUGAAGCUAAGAACGCGGCUGCCAAUUCCAUUACACAGGCCAUAGCAAGUUCUAAUUCUGGAUUUGUUCAGACAAUUUCAACCGCAAUUACGAACACAAAUAAUGCAAUUGCUUCCGCUAUUGCAGCCAGACAACAGGUUGCCACCAAUAUCGGUAAUGCCAUAUCAUCCGCUGCCCCCCAGUCACCAACAAUAAUAGCAACUGCAGCACAAAAUGCUGCUAACUCUUUUGCACAAACUCUUUCACAAGCAGCCGCAGACCGUGCAACAACUGCUAGUGCUGUUGCAAGCGCUAUUGCUACUCAAGUGCAGAAUACGGGUCAAGCAAUUGCUCAAGCACAAGCAAAUCGUGUUACAGCGGUGAGCAAUGCUGCAACUAUUGUAGCAGAAACCAUUCAACAGCGAAAGGAACAAAGGGCUACAGCCGCUUCUAAUUAUGUAAAUGCAAUCGUAACGGCUGCACAAAAUGCUCAAAAACAAAGGCAACAAUUUUUUAAUCUAUUUGGAAAAUAA
Messenger RNA from Bradysia coprophila, 2226 nucleotides. RefSeq lists its product as uncharacterized. The record is from RefSeq and is a predicted model, not a curated record. NCBI's taxonomy places the organism in Eukaryota, Metazoa, Arthropoda, Insecta, Diptera, Sciaridae.